GAGCGCGCAGGGAGGAGGAAGGAGGAAGGAGGACGGUUCUUGUGGAAAGUUGAGGGACAAUGCGGCGGCGGCUCCUCCAGCUGUGACUUGAAACCCGAAAGCUCCUGCGCGAGUCGAACAAAGACCCCGAGGCGACGAGGAUGAAGUGAAGGAGGAGGAGGAGGAGGAGGAAGAGGAGGAGGAGGAGGAGGAGGAGGAGGAGGAAGAGCCGUUCACUCCCAUUGAUCCCGUCUCGAGGGGCCCGCGGUGAAGAUGCAGGCCGCCGCUGCUCAGGCUCUGGCUGUGCUGAGUGUUCUCUUCACCCUCGACUGCCUGUGUGCCCACCGGCCCCAGCCCGACCGCACGCUGCACCAGGGCCACGCCAGCACGCCGAGCGGCGAUGACACGCAACCGACGCAGAAGAAGAGCCAGCCGCACAUCAUCUUCAUCCUCACAGACGACCAGGGCUUCAACGACAUCGGCUACCACAACCCGACCAUCAAGACUCCUACUCUGGACAAACUGGCGGCCGAGGGCGUGAGGCUGGAGAACUACUACGUUCAGCCCAUCUGCACGCCGUCACGCAGCCAGCUGCUCACGGGCAGAUAUCAGAUCCACACUGGACUGCAGCACUCCAUCAUCAGACCCAGUCAGCCGAGCUGUCUGCCCUCACACAUGGACACGCUGCCCGAGAGGCUCCGCGAGGCCGGAUACACCACACACAUGGUCGGCAAGUGGCACCUGGGCUUCUACAGGAAAGCGUGUCUGCCCACCAGGAAGGGCUUCGACAGCUUCUUCGGCUCUUUGACCGGCAGCGUGGACUACUACAGCUACGGGUCGUGCGACGGCCCCGGGGUGUGCGGCUACGACCUCCACGACGACGAGGCCGUGGCCUGGGGCCGGGAGGGGAAGUACUCCACCACGCUGUUCACGCAGAGAGCGCGCAAGAUCCUCGAGAGCCACGACCCCGCGGACAGGCCGCUCUUCCUGCUGCUCUCACUACAGGCCGUCCACACGCCGCUCCAGCCUCCGAAGCACUACAUCUACCCGUACCGCCACAUGGCAGACGUGGCCCGGAGGAAGUUCGCCGCCAUGGUGUCCACGGUGGACGAGUCGGUCCGGAACGUCACCUACGCCCUGCGAAAGUACGGCUACUACAAGAACAGCGUCAUCGUCUACUCCACCGACAACGGCGCCCAGCCGUUCACGGGCGGCAGCAACUGGCCACUGCGAGGCCGCAAGGGUACGUACUGGGAGGGCGGAGUCCGCGGCGUGGCCUUCGUGCACAGCCCCCUGCUGCGGCGGCGGCGGCGCGUCUCCAAAGCUCUCCUCCACAUCACCGACUGGUUCCCCACGCUGGUGAACCUGGCCGGAGGGAACGUCAGCCAGAGUCGAGGCCUGGACGGGUUCGAUGUUUGGAAGACCAUCAGCGAGGGGAGCGAGUCACCCCGGCGCGAAAUCCUCCACAACAUCGACCCGCUGCACAAAGCUGCCGCUCAAACCACGAGCUGGGACACAGAGGGAGCCUCAGAGCGCACAUCAGAAGGCCCGACGUUCAAGAAGCCAAAGAAGAAGAAGAAGAAGAAGAAGAAGAAGAAGAUCCUGAAGCAGCAGCGACAGCAGAAGUCCCUGUUCAAGUUAAAGACGACCAAGAAACCUCAGACCUUCUCUCAUCACGCCACCAAACCACUCCCGAAAUCAAAGCCCGCACCUAAACCCAAGACCACGGUCUUCUCCCAGCACCGGCCCCCGUCCCAUCACGGGCCACGGCUCAAGUCCCACUCCAGCGGCGGUCUCCCGCCCGCGUGGGGAACAUCUGACCCCGGGUCUCGGCCGCAUCCAAGGCCCAAGUCCAGGCGGACCGCGUCCCAGAAGCAGAACUGGUCGAGGUCGCGAUCGUCGCCUCGGCCCAAGUCCAAGACAAAACUCAGAUUGGGUUCCAGGUCAAAGUCCAGGAGGACGGUGUCCCAGUACCAGAACCAGUCCCGGCCGGGGACUUCCCCGCCUCCGACGUCCCAGCCGGUGUGGGACGCCUCGGUCCAGGCGGCCAUCAGAGUCGGGGACUGGAAGCUGCUGACGGGAGACCCGGGCCACGGGGACUGGGUCCCGCCACAGGUGCUCCCCACCCUCCCCGGUCGCUGGUGGAACCUCGAGCGCACCUUCCCGUCUCACCACAAACCCUCCGCCCACAAAAACAUCUGGCUGUUCAACAUCACGGGCGACCCGUACGAGCGGCGGGACCUGGCGGACCGGAGGCCGGACGUGGUCCAACGGCUGCUGGCCCGGCUCGCCCACUACAACCGGACCGCCGUGCCGGUGUACUUCCCCCCCGACGACCCGCGAGCCAAUCCCAGCCGGCACGGCGGCGCCUGGGUGCCCUGGGUGGACGGAGAGGGGGGGGAGGACGAGGACGAGGACGAGGGGAAGUACCAGGGGGUGUACAAGAAAGGCAAGAGCAGCAAGAAGAAGAGGAAGAAGAAGAGGUGCCACCUGUGCAAGCUCAAGUUGUUCUUUCUGAAACUGAACACCGGGAUGAUGUCCAAUCGGAUCUGAGGCCGAUGAGCGACUCGUCCGAUGAGCUGGAUGCGUCAAAAGACUUCUACAUUUUGAAAUGUUUUUGAUUUUUUUGUCUUUUGUUACAUCUUCACCUCUUUUAAACCAGUGAAAAAAUGGCGGAGUAAAACGUGUUUUUACGAACUAUGGCGAACUUGUCCGUUUCACUGGCUUCACUCUUUUACUUGUUCCUCUGUAAAAAAAAAAAAAAAUGAAGAAAAAAAUGAUCAGUUCAGAAACAUUUGUAAAACACUACGUCAUUUACCGUGCAGACAAAUCCCACAGACCCCAAAUUCAAAAUGGACGACGCGUCUCCACGUCCUCCACGGAGCCAAAGUAUCUCCAGUGGGGACGGCGCCAUCUCGCGCUCGCGACGUUGCACGCACUCGACCGACCGUGAGUCGACCGGGACAGACUCAGAAACCAAACUCAUCGGAAACGUGAACACACAUCAGUUUGAUAAGAACUUCCUGAAAAGGACGAGAACCAUCUUUGAGAAAGAACGAUUUUGACGAGCACUUAACCUGGACCUUUUAAAAGUUUGGUCCGUGUUCCGUCUGCCUGCCACCAGGGGGCGAGCCAGAUGAUCCGGUAUUCACGAAUACAGACAUUAUAGAAUCAUUCGUCAUGAACGCGUCAAAUCUGGUGUAAAAUAUCUCGUCCGAGGCGACGCCGCCGUCUGUCCCGCUAUCAGACCUCAUGUCACUGACAUUCAAAGGAUCGGUCCACUCAAUUUACAAAAAACAUUUUCUGACCUGUCCGGGCAGACAGUAGAUUUUUUAAUACGAUUUUGAAAAGUUCGCCACAUUCUGCUGUAGAGCCGAACGGAGGCUCAAGACGUUGAGAUGAGUUCAAUAAUUUUUCAAAGUAAAAGCCCCAAAAAUUUGGGGGGGAAAAAAACAACGGAUAUCCAGAAAAAAAUACAUUAUCUGUUUAAACGGAGGAUUUAAUUUGUUAGUAUUUGAGACAUUAUUUCUCAGCAAGCAACACUCAAAAAUGUGUGCAUAAUCCUACAGCAAAACCUUUGUUGUUGCUUUUUUGCAAAAUUGGUGAAAUUACCCUUUAAAUUAAAGGCGGUUUCAAACGUGGCGAUAGUUUCUUACUUAUUGUUUUGUACAGUUUGAUCUUUAUCGCACAGCGACUUCGUGCGACAGUCAAAUGUCUAUUGAUCUGUGAUGUUGACCGGGUUUUCGUGUGUAGAAGCAGAUGUUAAAGAGCCGGUGCAUGGUCCUGACAGUCGUACAUCUCUUUUGUUGUUUUUCUUUGCUCUGCCAUAAACAAGAAAACAUGACAAAGGAGGUUUUUAAUGUCUAUUUUUUACGUUGUUUUUUUUUAAGUUCAGUGUUCCAGUGAGUUUCAGAUGUUUUUCUACUAUUUGGCUGAAACAGGCCACGGUGGCUUGUUUCAACGUGUUGCCAGUGGCGAGCGUCUCUUUUGACUUUUGAAUUGUCAGUGUUGUGUUUUUAAUUCACUGCAUCCUACUGUGAACAUGUCAUUUGAACUUAUAUUUUAACAUUUCAAGCACUAGGUAGCAAAAUCCUGCAGCAAUCAGCCAUAUUUUUAUUUUUAAAUUGAAUUCAACCAGUUUCAGGGCGAAAACGUUUUUUUUUAAUUAAACCGACUUAGGUUUUUAUUUUGUUUUCAGGUGAUUGUUAGAAGGACUGGACGUGAAGAUGAACCCGGCGAAGACGAACACAAAAUGAGCCAGUCGAUGUCGAGAUCACAAUGAUUUUGUUGUUUGUCAGUUAACGCUCUCGUGUUCAGAAAACAGAGGAGAGAAGGUACAAAAGAAGAAGUGUUUAACCAUCACGAGCAACAUCUUUGAAGUGAGACGGCGGUUUCGUCCGCUCGAGCGAGAGACACCUAACCUCCAAAUAUUUCAGCUUGUUUGCUCAACGUCGGAACAAAACCGCGUCUGUGGCCGCUCGGCAACGGAACACGAGCGUGUGAGUAGACCGUGUGUGUGUGUGUGAGCGGCAGAGAGGAACGCCUUCCUCCUCCACCCUGAGCAAAUAAAGAGUGAAAUAAGAUCAA
Messenger RNA from Scophthalmus maximus (turbot), 4566 nucleotides. Its product is annotated as arylsulfatase I-like. NCBI's taxonomy places the organism in Eukaryota, Metazoa, Chordata, Actinopteri, Pleuronectiformes, Scophthalmidae. The transcript has 11 exons. The record is from RefSeq and is a predicted model, not a curated record. Bases 253 to 2532 code for a protein of 759 amino acids.